This is a messenger RNA of Lucilia sericata (common green bottle fly), 3284 nucleotides long. It is a transcript of the gene Nhe3, whose product is annotated as sodium/hydrogen exchanger 6. Gene Ontology annotation, cellular component: recycling endosome; membrane. Lineage: Eukaryota; Metazoa; Arthropoda; Insecta; Diptera; Calliphoridae. Gene Ontology annotation, biological process: regulation of pH; sodium ion transport; proton transmembrane transport. Gene Ontology annotation, molecular function: sodium:proton antiporter activity. The coding region runs from base 444 to 2552 and encodes 702 amino acids. The record is from RefSeq and is a predicted model, not a curated record. The transcript has 13 exons.
CUUAGUCGAUUUAAAGCCGACGCCAAAAUGUUUAUUGUCAUACGCCGCAACCCUUAGUUUUGUUGGACAAAGGUAUCUGCUUGCCAGUCGAAAAACAACAAAUGAAUCGUAAAUAUUGUGGAAGUUGUGGAAAACAAAAGAACAAACAAAUUACAUCGUAGAAAAUUGUGAAAUAAUAAUAAAAAGUUAAUAUUUUAAAAUAUUUUGUCAUUCGUGAAUCAUAUUAUUAAACACAAAAAUGAAUUGAAUGUAAAUUAGAUUAAAAAUAUACAUAUAUUAUUGUUUGUUAGAACGAAAAAGAGAAAACAUAUUUUUACAAAGAAAAUACAAACAAAAAUAAUUAUCGAUUAUUACAAUUAUUGUGCCUGUGUAAAACGAAUAUAAUAGAAAAGAAAUUUAAAUAACGUUGAAUUUCAUUUGUGCCCAGUCAAAAUUAGCUACAGAUGGUGUUCCACUGGCUAAAAAUUAAUAAAAAUGUUAUUAAUCAAUUUAUCACCCGGAUUUCUAGCCGGUCAAUUUUGGUGGAUUCAGUAAUACUUGUUUUGAUUUUUGGUACCAGUUGCUGUGAUGCAACUGCUACAGACAUCGCGCUUGACGCGAAGGCGACGUUAACGCAUCGCAUUGACAGCCUUAACCUUCUUGUCUACACCUUCCUGCUGACCUUGACUGUAUUGACAAUAUGGUUGUUUAAGCAUCAUCGUGUCUCAUGGUUACAUGAGACUGGCCUCGCUGUGAUAUAUGGUUUAAUUGUGGGUGCUGCAAUACGAUAUUCAGCUUCAUCAAAACCACUUGUACAUUUGGAAGUUGAACCCGAUCCAAAUUCGAAAUUCAAUCAAACAUUACCCCCAGAUACGCUCUGGUUACAAUUUCCUGGCAAAUUAACACCACCAAAUAAUAGCGAACCAUUAGAAAAUAAAACGUAUGCGUAUACUUUCCGAAGUCAAGUUUAUGAUGUAGUUGAGAAUGAAAUCGAUUUAAAAGCAACAUUUGAUCCAGAAAUAUUUUUCAAUAUAAUUUUACCACCUAUUAUAUUUCACGCAGGCUACAGUUUAAAAAAGAAAUAUUUUUUUCGUAAUCUUGGCGCUAUUUUAACAUUUGCUAUAUUAGGCACAACAUUAUCAGCGUUCCUAAUCGGUGCCAUUAUGUACGGUUGUGUGAAACUGAUGCCAUCAUAUCUGAGCAGCAGUUUUACAUUUCUGGACACACUGUAUUUCGGAGCGUUGAUUUCGCCAACAGAUCCACUAACAAUACUAGCCAUUUUUCAUGAUCUACAUGUUGAUGUUAAUCUUUAUGCGCUGGUUUUUGGUGAAUCUGUUUUAAAUGAUGCGGUGGCGAUUGUAUUAAGUGGAGCAAUACAAAAUUAUGGAGAGCACUAUUCAAGCACUGGGGAGUUCGAGACGUAUGCCUUCUUCCGAGCGUUAAGCGAUUUCUUUGGUAUAUUCAUGUUAUCAUUAUUAAUUGGAGCUUUAAUGGGCUGCUUUACAGCAUUGUUGACUAAAUUUACUCGAGUUCGAGAUUUUCCUCUACUAGAAUCGGCGCUAUUUGUUUUGAUGUCCUACAGUACCUUUCUUAUAGCUGAAGCUUCUGAAUUAACUGGUGUGGUAGCAGUAUUAUUCUGUGGCAUUUGUCAGGCGCAUUACACCUAUAAUAAUUUGUCGGAAAAUUCUCGCACAAGAACCAAAGAAAUUUUUGAGCUAUUAAAUUUUUUAGCAGAGAAUUUCAUAUUUUCAUAUAUUGGUGUUUCUAUGUUCACCUUCCCGAAACAUCAUUUUGAUGCUGUAUUCAUAAUAACUGGUUUUAUAUGUGCAGCUAUCGGACGUGCUGUUAAUAUUUAUCCCUUAUCAUGGCUGUUAAAUUUAAAUAGAAACCCAAAAAUUUCUUCAAAUUUCCAACACAUGCUAUUUUUUGCUGGUUUGCGAGGUGCAAUGUCAUUUGCCUUAGCUAUACGUAAUACCAUAUCAGAGGCUCGUCAAACAAUGUUGACUGCAACAUCUUUAAUUGUUAUAUUUACUGUUGUUAUACAGGGUGGUGCAUCAAAUUUUCUAUUGAGCUGGCUCAAGAUACCUGUGGGUGUUGAUGAAGAGACUGAACAAUUAAAUAAUUAUCAGAUUCACAGUGAUUGUGGUGAUUUGGAAAAUAAUGCCGCUGCGGGCAAUGGAAUUGGUAGUAAUGGUAGACGUAAUGAAAAAGCCAUUCUUGCCAGACUGUGGGGUAACUUUGAUACAAAAUAUAUGAAACCAUUGUUAACACAUUCAAGGCCAACUUUAUUGGAGACCUUGCCUGUGUGUUGUAACCCUGUGGCACGACUUUUAACAACCACCGAACAGUUGACACAGGAUGGUGGGUUAAGGCGUACCGAUUCAGAUUCUGAUAUUUGCAUAGACGACAAUGAUAUAGGUCGUAGUCGUAGCGGAAGUGGUGGAGGCUCAGUUACUGGCGCGACAGGUGAUCCUCGCCGUAACUCGAUUAAUCGCAUGGAAAUUCUGGAACAUGUUCAAAGUCCCGUAUCGACACGUAUUAGACUUUUAGGGUUUUAUGGUAAAAAUUUAUAGAACAAUGGUAAACAUAAAUUUUUAUACAAAUAACAAAAUAAAAAACAAUAAAUACCAAAUAACUAAAACUACAUAAAUAAUAAUAUAAUUUUUUUAACAAAUAACAAAUUUAUUUAAAAUAUUAAGUAAAAUCGUGUGCUAGCUAACUUAUAAUAAAACUAUAUACAAACUAAUAAUAUUAAUAAAUUAAAAUAUAAAAUUCAAUGUAUGCAGAUUUAUUUGCUAACACAAAAUUUAAAUAUUUAGAUAAAACAAAAACGUAAAAAAUUGUUAAUCCUUAAUACCAAAUAAAACUAAUCAUAGUGUUGAAAUAUAAAUAAAAAACAAUAAAAUAAAUAUACUAAAUAUAUAGUUAUUUUUAAAUAUACAAGAAAUUGAAAAAAAAAUAAUGAAACUUUUUUUAUAUCAAAUCAUAAAACCAUGAAUUGUAGUAUACGUAUUAAAUGCUAAAAUACGAAUAUGAUUAAUAAUGAAAUUAGCAUGUACAUUUUUCAGUUUAUUUAUAAAUUAAGCUUGUAAUUUCUAUUUUUUUCAAAUUGUAUUGUAUUUAGUACGAAAAUGUAAAUUUUUAAAAUUAAUUGUCACUUACAAUAUAUAUUUCAUAAAAAAUUAUUCAAAUAAUUCAGAUUUGUUGCUAUUGUUGUAUUAAAUAUUCAAAAUUUUGCCACAUAUUUUAAUUUAUUCGUAAAAGUAUAUUAAAAGAACAUAAAUAAAUGGAACGCAAAAUAUAAU